Paramecium octaurelia is the source of this 1254-nucleotide messenger RNA. The record is from the annotation of a GenBank genome assembly. NCBI's taxonomy places the organism in Eukaryota, Ciliophora, Oligohymenophorea, Peniculida, Parameciidae.
AUGGCAGACGUCCAGACAUAAAGAGCAUUCCAAAAGCAAGAAGGUAUCUUCUAGAACUCAAAAAAACUUUUGGCCAAGAAAACAACAAAAGGAGUUAGAUAUUGGAAAGAAGUUGGACUUGGAUUCAAAGUACCAAAGGAAGCAAUUGAAGGACAUUACAUUGAUAAGAAGUGUCCAUUCACAGGAAAUGUCAGUGUCAGAGGAGCCAUCUUAAAGUAUGAUAUUAAUAAAACUAUCCNUUACCAGAUUCUUUAUUGAGUAGAUUUGAUUUGUUGUUUAUUAUAUUGGAUGAAAAGAAGAAGGAUAUUGAUAGAAAGGUAGCUGAAAGAGUUACAAAGAAUCACAGAUACAAGGGAUAAUAUGAUGAGGAAGAAAAUAUUGGAGAUAUCAUUUAACCUAUGGCUUAGAUGAGUAUCAAAUAAGAGAUUUCUCCUUUUGUUCAAUAAUCUGCCAUCUAUCAUUCAAACGAUCAAAAAGACCUAUUGACAUAAUCAUUCCUUAAGAAAUAUAUCAUGUAUGCAAAAGAAAAUUAUCCCAAUGUGAUCUUAGAUGAUGAGGCAGCGGAGGAAGUGACUAGACAAUGGACCAAAAUGAGACAAAAUGAUUUGUUAGAAAAAUAAAUCAGAACUCAACCCAUCACUAUCAGAUCUUUAGAAUCAUUAAUCAGACUGGCUUCAGCUCAUGCUAAAUUAAGACUAUCUAAUGUAGUAACCAAACAAGAUGUUAAGAUUGGAGCCAAACUAAUGAAAAUCUCUUUACAAAUGGAUUAAGAUGAGGAAGUUGAAGACAAUAAAAAACCAAGUGGUAGAAAGUCAAGUCUAUAAAGACUUAAAAGUGAAUAGCCUUUAUCUGCGGGAAGAUAAAAGAUUGAGUCCGAAUAACCUAAGUAGGAAGAACAAGAAAAUCAACUUAUUGUUAAGAGUGAUAAGAAGAAGUAAAAAUAGGAUGAUCCCAAAGAUAAGGAAGCUGAGUUCCAUUUAUACUUGCAAUAGGCUCAUUCAUAAAACAUCACAAGAGAUUAAUUGAAGGCUGUCCAUAAGGUGUUGAGAGACUUCAAAGAAAAAGUAUAUUAAUAUAUCAUUAUCUUAGCUUCAUCAAGAUGUUGUUGAUAUCGAUAUUAUCUGGGGAGAACUGUAAAGUUAGAGUAGAAUCAUUAUUGCUGAUUAUUUAUAAUUCUUAAAAUGCCUUCUGGAAUUGGAUAAACAAGAAAAGGUCUAAUUUGAUGACAAGAAAAGAACUGUGUAGUUAUUAUGA